Molecule: messenger RNA, 5333 nt
Organism: Owenia fusiformis
Lineage: Eukaryota; Metazoa; Annelida; Polychaeta; Sabellida; Oweniidae
Source: the annotation of a GenBank genome assembly
UUUUAGCUGAUAGCAAAGAACCGGCCUCAUUCAGCGACUUCAAGUUCUCCAUCGAGCCAAGUGAUGUCAUAGCUUUAAAACAUCAACCAGCCUUGUUGAAUUGCUCAGCAGAAUAUGGUGGCUCUAAAACGCCAGAAAUGCAGUGGAUCCGAGAUGGUGUAUUUAUGAACUUUGAGGGUGAUACUAGGAGAUAUAAGCUCAGUAAUGGAUCGUUAUUUUUCUCUGAAAUCGUCCAUUCACGAGACAGUCGACCGGAUGAGGGCAUUUACCAAUGUGUCGCCUCCGUAGCUGGUUUAGGAACCAUCGUCAGUAGAACUGUGAAACUACAAGUAGCAUAUAUAGCAAGGUCAUUUACUCAAGAACCUGUUACCCAACAAUUACGGGUCGGCGAAACCGCCAUGUUUCGAUGUCUAAUAGAUGGCGCUCCUCCACCUCAAAUAACAUGGUUUAAAGAGGACUAUGAACUAAAACAGGAAGAUUCUAAUAUAAACUUACAGAUUUACCCAGAAGGUGUAUUAGAAAUAUCAGAUAUAAAACCAUCAGAUGUUGGGAGAUAUCGGUGCAAAGCUGUGAAUGCUGAUAGGUGGCGUAUGAGUUCCUACGCUGCUUUGACACUUUUAUCUGGCCAAGAUUCUCUGUUUGGAGUCUCACCUACAUUUGUGAUGGUGCCCAGGGAUAAAUCAGUUCUAGAGGGCACCACUGUGACACUAUUCUGUGCUGCUAAUGGCUUAGAUAGGUUGCGAUUCAAACCAACUAUACUUUGGCUGAAAGAUGGCAAGGAAAUUGAUAUGUCUGACCUAGAUAGCAGAUUUUCAUUGGUGGGACCUACCACAAGUAAUCUACAGAUAUCAGAAGUGUUAGAAGAGGAUGCGGGGCUAUACACGUGUAGGGCUAGUAAUAAUGUGGACUCUAAUGAUGCUGAUGCUACACUCACAGUACAUGUGAAACCCAGAUUUGUCACGAAACCUCAUAACAUGUAUGCUCACGUGAGUGCCGAUGUCAGGUUUGACUGUAAUGUGUACAGUGUCCCGCCACCUACCAUCCAGUGGAUGAAAAAUGGCGAUGUUGUCAUCCCUAGUGAUUACUUCCAAAUUAUUAAUGAUCGUGACCUGAAGAUUCUGGGAUUGGUGAAUUCUGACGAUGGCCUCUACCAGUGUGUGGCAUCAAAUGUUGCUGGGACCAUUCAAGCUUCAGCUCAGCUUGUGAUCCUUCAACCAGACGUACCCAUUCCAACUCUCCGCCCUCACACCACCCCUACACCUGCAGGACAGACAGAAGGGGUAGCUAGCGAUCUCCCGGGGACCCCAAGGCAGCUGGCAGCGGCGAUAGUUUCUACUAGGUUUGUGACGCUAUCAUGGAGAGAGCCAUUAAUGACUGGAGAGUCUAUUAUCAACAACUAUAGUGUAUACUGGAAGGAAACUGGCUCAAACAGGGAACGAGUGACAAACACCUCAGCUACUGAAUUGAAUAUUCAGCACUUGAAGCCGUCAACAAGAUACGAAUUCAGAGUGCUUGCAUACAACAGUCUCGGGCCUGGAAGGAGUAUGGCAGAAAUAACUGUUGAGACACAACCUGAGGUUAAUGUACCAAGCUCGCCUCGUGAACUCCGAGCAUUUCCCCUUAGUCCAUCUGUUAUCAAAGUCAUGUGGCGGCCGCCAGAGAAACCAAAUGGCGCAAUCACCAACUAUAAACUCUACUACUAUAAAGUAGGCGCAGAGGAAGAAACCGAUGUCUCUGUGAAUGGUCUAGAAAAGAUCCUGUCUGGUCUCAAAGGGUUCACAGAGUACAGUUUUAGGGUGGUGGCAUUUAACAGUAAUGGCCCUGGGAUGAGUACGGAAGAGGUCAACUCGAGGACAUAUUCUGACGUCCCGAGUGCAGUCCCACAGAACGUUACCAUAGAAACAGACAGCUCAACAAGUAUCGUAAUAAGAUGGGAACCUCCUUCUGAGGAAAAUCGCAAUGGUAUCAUAACAGGUUACAAAAUCCGAUACAAACGCGAGGGUGCUCGUCGGGGAGAGACAUUUACAACUGCUGGGGACUUGAGGGUUUAUACUAUUGCUGAUCUUCAACGCCACACCACCUAUGUUGUUAGAAUAUCCGCCAUGACUGUCAAUGGGAGUGGGCCUGCCACUGAGUGGCUGCGUGCUGAAACUUUCAUUUCUGAUCUUGAUGAAUCCACCGUACCUGGACAACCCAGUUCACUGCGAGUGCGCCCUCUACCAACCUCUAUAGUCGUCAGCUGGACUCCCCCUGUCAACACCGAAGUGAAGAUCAGAGGCUAUAAGAUUGGCUAUGGGAAAGGUAUCCCAGAUGUCCAUGAGAUUUAUGUUGACGCAAAGCAAAGAUAUUAUACAUUGAGAAAUCUAGAACCUGGAUCGGAGUAUGUCAUAAGUCUGAGAGCAAACAAUAAUAAAGGUUUUGGUGUACCAAGCCUAGAGACUGUAUCAACUCGUCAGAAAGCACAAGAGGAGUCUGCCACUCCCAUGAUUCCUCCUGUUGGGCUUAAAGCCAUUGUCCUAUCAUCAUCAACUAUUGUGGUCACAUGGUCUGAUUCUACUCUUGGUCGAAAUCAGCGAAUCACCGAUAUUAGAUAUUACACAGUCAAGUAUAACGCUGCACCAUAUAACAAAAAACCAAAAUACAUCAACUCAACAGAUCUCAAUGUCCAUAUAGAAGAUCUGAAACCCAACACUGAAUAUGAAUUCUCAGUGAAGGUGAUUAAAGGAAAGAGGCAAAGUACGUGGAGCUUGAGUGUGACAAAUAGGACAUUUGAGGGGAUCCCCCAGACUGCCCCUCGAGACUUGACAACCAUUCGUGCAGCUAGAAAUCCGUCACAUCUUAUCCUUAAUUGGCAGCCUCCCCGUGUGGCAAAUGGGCAGGUCACAGGUUAUCUUGUGUUUUACACGACAGAUGCGACACGCAAUGAUCGAGACUGGGUAGUGGAGGGCGUAUUGGGAGAUAAAUUGACUGUAACCAUCAAGGGACUUACUCCUGAGACAACUUACUACUUCAAGGUCCAAGCGAGAAACAGCAAGGGAUAUGGUCCUUUCUCAUCAACAGCAAUUUACAGCACACCUAAAUCGGAUGGCACAGGAGGUGGGCCUAUUAAGACCCCAGGGAUCUUGGAUCCACCCCUAGACGCUGGAGACAAUACUGGUAAUUCAAAAGACAACCAACAGGGUAGCUCAGGUGGUAUUUCCACUAACACACUCUGGAUUAUCAUCGCAUGUAUUGCUGGCGUGACGAUUAUCGCGAUCGUCGGUGUCAUCGUGUUCUUGUGUAAAAGACGUAUGGAUAACAACUCCUCAGAGAGGAGGUCAAAAUACAAACCAGCCAAGACUGCAGCCAAGAGUGGACCAAAUAAAGACUUGAAACCUCCAGAUCUUUGGAUCCAUGACCAAAUGGAGCUGAAAAAUAUGGACCGCUCGCAACAGGAGCCUUUAAUGGUCACAACAAUACCUCAAGACAUGCAGCAGAAUCCAGAAGAAAUGCCACUGGAAAUGGAUAAAAGACGUAAUUCUUUUAUAACCAUCGCCACAGCGCUACCCAAUGGUCACCUAUCAGGAGAUGAUUCAUUGACGCGACCUGUAUACCCACGCACCAACUAUUACAGUAGCACCCCCAGGGUGCAUGCGGGAGACUCCUCCCUCCCCAGCUCAGGACUUCAAUCUCCUACGUCCCCCUCGCCUCAAAAUGAACUGCCACCUAUUCCAUAUGACCAGCUCUCGUUGCAUAGUAGCCGUAGCGAUGGCACGGAUGGAACGAAUAAGAGUCUUCCUCCGGGCCCUAGGCCUCAGCACCCCCUGAAAAGUUUCACUGUACCGGGGCCGCCCCCUCAUUUACUUAACCAGCAGAGUGCCCCAAGCACUCCUGCUGCUCGGCAUAUAGAUGAUUGCCCUCCCGACAGAAUUGUACGAGUGAAGCCGCAGCAACCCUCUAGUCCAUUUAAAAAACCGCCAGCAUCUUUGAUGUCGGCAAAUUUUAAUAAAAAUCGACCACCUCUCCCCGUGAUAUCACCGCGGGCUCCAGAUGUUACAAUGACGGGGAAUUUAGGAAAUCCUGAUAUACAGACUAGUACAGAAGAAUUAACACAGGAAAUGGCCAACUUAGAAGGAAUCAUGAAAAACCUUAAUGCUAUAACUCAAGCAGAGUUUGAAUGCUAGCCAAAAUUGAAAAAAUCUGAAAAAUGAUUUAAGUAUUACUGCCUCCCAGCUGCUCAUUAUGUGAAAUGACCUUUUACUCUGGACUAGAUUUUAAGCAAGAGUGUGUGGCAUUUCAUUGACCGAGUUUAAAUUUAGAUAAACCUAGGUAAAACUCCACCUAGUGAUUGAUCUCGUAACUAAACCUUGGGAGGUAUUGGUUGAAUGCUAUUGGGGAGGCCUUUGUAUGAAUAAUCAUCCAUAAACUGGCAUAAUACUUUCCCAUCUGGAAUGGACCCUGGCUCUGGUAUGGAGCCAAAUGGAGUCACAGUACUGCAAUGGAGCCACAGCCUUCAUUCAGUACUGAAGCAGAAUCAAGACACUGGUAUGGAGCUUUGUGGUCUAAAUUACUCACUGGUGGAUAGUCCAAGCAAUAGCAAUAACUAGAAGCCACACGUGGACAAAGCAAGCUAUGGGAAGCGAGGAACCCAGAAAUGUGCCAGGGCAUAUAACUUAUAAGCCCACACGCAAUGAGGCAGCAGCUGCCAAACAUAGGGCAGUCGUUGCUGCCAUAUGAGUUGCCAAUAAAAUGUCUAUGUGUACGUGAAACAAUAAUUGUACAGGGCAGUGAUGUAUACUCUAAGUUGUAUAUAGCAUUUAUAUAUGAGAUACCAAACUUAAUGGACGCUCAACGAGUGCCAAUUUUGUUAAAGAAAAAUCAUGGCAAUUGUGAUUUAGCAAAAUGAAGAUCACAAUAUUGGAAAUUAGCAAGGAAGAACCAGAAAGAUAUGAUGUACUUGACUAUGUGAAUUGUAUUAAAAUGAGAGAAUAUCAGACAGUUAUAAGAUAUAUGAGUGCAAGAUAACAAUGUUGAUAAUUAUUGUGAGUGUAUGUGGACCUAGUUGUGACAAAUCUGUGUUUAGUAAAUUCAAUUUCAAGAGCUGCUAUCUGAGAAAUGGCAAAUCCUAUGCAGUUGAAGUACUAGAUAAAUCCUCUCUACAGUGAAUUCCCUGAAAUGUGAACAGUUAUUUAGCCAUCGCACUUGAAAAGUGAUAUUGUCAUCAUCAGCUAUCAGAAAACAUUAUCAUUUGGUUAUCAACAUGAAACAGGUUAGUGACAAAAAGUGCUGAUGUUUGGAGGUGGCCAUUUUGCUUUCCAAGUGUGAUAUUUAUCACUGUGUUUGUCUUGUUUUAU